AGUCUCCUCAUGGCUCUUGUGCUUUGGCUGAUCCAUGUGAGCGAACAUCUGGCAGAAUAUUUCAGCCCUUUCCUCAUCCCAGCUUCUCUGCUCCCAUGGCCUCAUUCUCCAGUGAAAGCUCGGGAUGCAGAUCUUACAUCAGGGCACAGUUGCACCACCAUAGCUCUGCUGCCAAGAUUACAGCCAGAGGAACUCGUCUAGCUGGCUGCUCUUUUAGGUCACAAUGUCUCUGGUGACCCCAAGUGACAGUAUUCCCAUCCCUGGGAAUUCCCAUUCCCCUUCCUGCUGCUGUCCUGUGUCACCUUCCCUCAGGAACAGCGGCGUCACUGUUUGUGGGGACACACCACAAAUCACACCAAAGGGUGGAAAAUCCCCCACAGGGACAGCUGAUGGCUUAAGCUGAAGGAGAGCAGGGUUAGAUGGGAUACUGGGAAGAAAUCCUUCCCUGUGGGGGUGCUGAGGCCCUGGCACAGGGUGCACAGGGAAGCUGUGGCUGUCCCAUCCCUGGAAGUGUCCAAGGCCAGGCUGGAGCAACCUGGUCUACUGCAAGGUGUCCCUGGGGGAGGCUGGAUGGGCAUGAAGGGCCUUUCCAACACAAACCAUUCCAUGAUGCUUGCUUUGUGCUCCCCCACACCUGCACCCUGGGAUGUCUGAGUCUCAUUACCUGUAACCAGGAAGGUGGGAGCUGCACAGCUGUUCUCUCCAGAGCCACUCACACACAGGAGGGGAACAGGCAAAAGCCAGAGUUCAAGCAGUGUUGGACAACACUGUUAGGCACAUGGACGCUUGGGGUGGUCCUAUGCAGGGCCAGGAGCUGGAUUCAAUUAUCCUUAAGAGUCCCUUCCAACUUGGGAUAUUCUAUGAUUUUAUGAUCAGCAGCUCAUCCUCCCCACUCUGUCCCUUGGCUGCAGCCUGAAGCAUCCAACAUGCUUUCCAAGGACUUUGACUUUUUUCACCUGUUUUAGCAGGGUUGUUCCAGCCUCCAAGUGUCCAUGCUCCACUCUCUCUUUACUGGAAUUUAAAAGUACAUUCCCCACCCUCCCCAAAAAGCCAACAGUGCCCUGUCUGACAGGAACAACUGACAAAUGGAAAAGGCUGAUUAAAGGCUGUAAAAUCCAUUCUAGCAUGAAGAGAAAGGGUGAAAGGUGAACACUUCCCCAGUACUGAUGUCGGGGCGUCAGGUGAGAGAGCUGAGAAAGGUUUUUUCUCCUGGUCCAGAUCCCUCACAGCCCCAGGGCACCCUUGGGCACAAUGAGUUCUAGGGGAGGCUGCACACCCUCCCAGGGCAGCAGUCCCUGCAGCAUUCCUAAGCACAAACCCCUGGAUGGCUUGGCAAGACCCCAAACUGGUGAUCAGGUGUAUAUGGGAGGAAGUUUCACACUGUUCUUACCUUCCUCCCUGGGCAACUCUUGGAGGGUGCUGGAAGAGGAAAACAUGGCAUCUCCCAGGGAGCCUGCUGAAGCCUUCUCUCCACUGGUUUUCUUUUCACCAGGAUGAAAUUCUGCUGACUCCCUUCAGGGAAUUUCCUGCUGAGGACACGGACUCCUUUGCCUCCCCGAAUGAAGAGAAGUGGGAUUUUGUCCUGGUGAGUGACAUCCACGAAAUGGGCAGUGAGAAAGAGAUCAAGAGGAAGAAGUUCCUGGAUGAGCUGAGCAAGAAGGGCUUCACUAUCAAGAAAAUUGAGGACACAAAGCUCUUUUAUGGAGUCCAUGCCCCGCAGCACAUCUUCUGGAAAUACCAGUGUCUCCUGAAGAACCCCAACAGCAGGCAGCAAAACUCCAGUGCCUACCAUGACAUCCCAGUGACCACCAGGAUACGGAUCGUGCACUUCAUCCUGCAGAACACUGUGACGUCUGACUUAGAGAAGCUGCAUGACCUGAUGAAGAAGAAGGUGUUUGAGGCAGCAUUUCCCCUGCACAAGAAAGAAGAGAUAAGGGAAAUACUAAAGAAGAAGUGGGCUCGCUGGAGAGUUCUAUUUAAGGAACAGCCAAUUGAGGAGAUCAGGUGCUAUUUUGGAGAGAAGGUGGCCUUGUACUUUGCCUGGCUGGGCUGGUACACCUACCUGCUGAUUUUUGCUGCCCUGGCCGGGCUGGCAACCGUCGCAGCUGGGGCUACUGUUUUCAGUUCCAGCCAGGUGAGCAAGGAGAUCUGUGAUGCCAACAACACCAUCAUGUGCCCGCUCUGUGACCAGAAUUGCUCGUUUUGGGUCCUCGCUGACACCUGCACCUAUGCCAAGGUCACUCACAUGAUUGAUAAUGAGGCCACAGUGGUGUUUGCCAUGUUCAUGGCCAUCUGGGCCACUGUAUUCCUGGAGCUGUGGAAGAGGGAGAGAGCCAAUGUGGCCACCAGCUGGGACCUGUACGGGUGGGAUGAGGAAGAGGAGGAGCUGGCUCUUCAGCUGAUCAAUAACCCACAGCACGAACCCCGGCUGUACCAGCACUCCUACUUCCGCAGCACCAUCGUCCUCAUCUUGGCCCUGCUGAUGAUCAUGGUGCUGAUCGGCAUUGCCCAUGCCCUUGUCAUCUACCGGGCGGUGGCCAUGGCUCUGUUCACACAGAGCAAAGUGAGCCUGCUGAGCAAGCACGCCGACAUCAUUGCUGUGAUGACGGGGGCCGUGCUGCACUACAUCACCAUCGUCAUCAUGACCAAGGUCAACUGGCACGUGGCCCUCUUCCUCUGUGACCUGGAGAAACCACGGACCUUCUCCCAGCGGGAGAACAACUUCACCGUGAAGAUCUUCCUCUUUCAGUUCUUCACAAACUUCUCCUCGCUCAUCUACAUUGCCUUCUUCCUGGGACGGAUCAAUGGCCACCCAGGGCACUACGUGCGCAUCGCUGGUCACUGGAGGCUGGAGGAGUGCCACCCUAGCGGCUGCAUCACCGACCUCUUCAUCCAGAUGGCUGUCAUCAUGGUGCUCAAGCAGACCAUCAGCAACAUCAUGGAGUAUCUCAUCCCCUUGAUAUCCCAUCAGCUACGGAAGAAGAAAAAGCACCCCAAGAAGAGAAGUGUGAUGUUAGGAGAGGAGGAGGAGGCAGAGGACCCAUGCAAAAGGCAGUGGCUGAAUAACUAUGAACUCAACGAGGUCAACGUCUUCAGCUUGUUCAACGAGUACUUGGAGAUAGUGAUCCAGUACAGCUUCACCACCAUCUUCGUGGCAGCCUUUCCCCUGGCCCCGCUGCUGGCCCUCAUCAACAACGUCAUCGAGAUCCACAUGGACGCCAUCAAGAUGAUGCGGCUGCGCCGGCGCAUGGUGCCCAGGAAGGCCAAGGACAUUGGGAUCUGGCUGCAGGUCCUAGAGGCCAUUGGCAUCCUGGCUGUCAUUGGGAACGGGCUGGUGAUCGCCAUCACCUCCGACUUCAUCCCUGUGCAGGUCUACAAGUACAUGUACAGCCCCUGCAUGAGGGAGAACCACACCAGCAUGGACUGCUCCACCGGGUACAUCAACAACAGCCUCUCCGUAUUCCACAUCCAGGACUUCGAGCCCCACACCAAGGUGCUGCCAGAAUUUAAAGGGGAGCAGAUCAAGGAGUGCAGGUACCGGGAUUACCGGAAUGCUGAUGACUACACCUACACCGUCCAGUUCUGGCACAUCUUCGCAGCCCGGCUCGCCUUCCUCAUCCUCUUCGAGCAUGUGGCUCUGUGCGUGAAGCUGAUCGCAGCCUGGUACAUCCCCGAUGUCCCCCAGAAGGUCAAGAAUAAAAUUCUGACAGAAAAACACAGCAAUCUCCGUAAUGAACUCAGCACGACAGAAUACUCCACUGAGGUGUAGCCACCGCUCUCCAAGGAGAAGGAGAACACAGACUCGAGCCCCUUUCCCAGCCUGGCAGUGCUAGGGGUGCUGGAUGAACCCCACGACACAGUGCCACAUGUCCCACCUGGGACUGAGCUGGACUUGAGCUGGGAAGUGAUGACAAGACAGUGGCUUCACAGGAGCAGCUGCUUUCUGACUCGGGAAGGAAUGAUGCUGUGGCAGGGCCGGGAUGUGUCUCCCCGGCAUGGGGAGUGGCUGGGACAGAGCCCGGCGCUGGGGACAAGCCCAGGGGCAGCACCCAGAUGCUGUGCUGGAAGAGAUCACCUGGGUCCUUGUCACUCACUUCCUUAAGCACAGGAAACACCACUUACCUCGUUCCAGCCUCCCUCUCCAGCCCUUUUGUUGCACUUUGGCCUCUUUUUCCACUGCCUUCCGUGACCUCCUCGCUGCCGCACCCGUGGGGAACUUGAGUCCCUCUUCCACCAACCUCCUCCCCGGCACGACUCCCACAUGGCUGCAGCUCUGCCCUGCUGUCUCCAUGGACGCAGCUCCACCGUCUUUGGGGAAAUGCCGUUGUUAUCUCGCGUUUAGCUCCAGGCCCAGCCAGGUCUCAGAGCUGCUCCUGGCUCAGCCUCCGCCAGCCAUUGGUAUAUAAAUACAACACC
This is a messenger RNA of Taeniopygia guttata (zebra finch), 4416 nucleotides long. Lineage: Eukaryota; Metazoa; Chordata; Aves; Passeriformes; Estrildidae. The record is from RefSeq and is a predicted model, not a curated record.